Drosophila sechellia is the source of this 483-nucleotide messenger RNA. RefSeq lists its product as uncharacterized. Lineage: Eukaryota; Metazoa; Arthropoda; Insecta; Diptera; Drosophilidae. The record is from RefSeq and is a predicted model, not a curated record.
AUGGCUCCGAUGGCAAUCCGAGGACACUUCGAAUUCAAUAAUGUAGUCUGCCUCGUGCGCGACAGGAUGUUCAUGGACUUUGAGUACUGCUACUUGAAGUCCGUGAAUCGCACGUACAAGUACCUUUCGCUAAAAACCAAGUUGUUCCACCUGCCCGUCGACAACUGCGAGACCAGGUUCCAGCUGAGGAUGCGCGAGAACAGGCGACUCCUUUACAACUUUGAUUUCAAGGUGGAAUCCUGCAAGUUCCUGCGGGACCGCAAGCACGUGGUCGCCAACUGGGUCUACCAGACCUUCGCCCCCUACUCGAACCUGAAUCACACCUGCCCCUACGACCACGACGUCGUGCUCGACAAGCUUCCCGUGCAGCACCUGAACAAGCUGGUCCAGUCGAUCACGAUGGUCGCGGGCAUUCCGCGCACCGAUGUCCUCCUAUACUUCACCAAGAGCUAAACAGUCAUAUCCAAUGAUAUACAAGCUCUU